Molecule: messenger RNA, 3894 nt
Organism: Pogoniulus pusillus (Red-fronted tinkerbird)
Lineage: Eukaryota; Metazoa; Chordata; Aves; Piciformes; Lybiidae
Product: signal recognition particle subunit SRP54
Exons: 17
Coding region: 195-1928 (577 amino acids)
Biological process (GO): SRP-dependent cotranslational protein targeting to membrane; SRP-dependent cotranslational protein targeting to membrane, translocation
Cellular component (GO): signal recognition particle, endoplasmic reticulum targeting; cytosol
Molecular function (GO): GTPase activity; 7S RNA binding; endoplasmic reticulum signal sequence receptor activity
Source: RefSeq, a predicted model, not a curated record
AGCGAGCUGAGCCCGGCAGUUGAGGGCGAGUGGUGACGUUUGUCUGGUCGGUGGGCGGCGGUUGCCAGCGGCGUCUCGCAGUUGCCGGUGACGGCUACGGAGCACUGCGCCGCUUUGUUGUGGUGGGCUGGGCUCCAGCCGCGGGCCCCGCGCCCCGCUCCUGAUUCUUCUGAGUUGUACUUGAAGCUGCCAAAAUGGUUCUAGCAGAUCUUGGAAGAAAAAUAACUUCAGCAUUACGCUCGCUGAGCAAUGCUACGAUUAUCAAUGAAGAGGUUUUAAAUGCUAUGUUAAAAGAAGUAUGUACAGCAUUACUGGAAGCUGAUGUUAACAUUAAACUUGUGAAGCAGCUCAGAGAAAAUGUCAAGUCUGCAAUCGAUCUUGAAGAAAUGGCAUCUGGCCUUAACAAAAGAAAAAUGAUUCAGCAUGCUGUCUUUAAAGAACUUGUUAAGCUUGUAGAUCCUGGAGUUAAAGCGUGGACGCCUACUAAAGGAAAGCAGAAUAUUAUAAUGUUUGUUGGCUUGCAGGGAAGUGGUAAAACAACAACUUGUUCAAAGUUAGCCUACUUCUAUCAAAGGAAAGGUUGGAAGACAUGCUUAAUAUGUGCAGACACAUACAGAGCAGGUGCUUUUGACCAGUUAAAGCAAAACGCCACAAAAGCAAGAAUUCCCUUUUAUGGGAGUUACACAGAAAUGGAUCCUGUAAUUAUUGCCUCAGAAGGUGUUGAGAAAUUUAAGAAUGAAAACUUUGAAAUAAUAAUUGUUGACACAAGUGGACGUCACAAACAGGAAGAUUCUCUGUUUGAAGAAAUGUUACAAGUUGCUAAUGCCAUACAACCAGACAACAUUGUUUAUGUGAUGGAUGCUUCCAUUGGUCAAGCUUGUGAAGCUCAAGCUAAAGCUUUCAAAGACAAAGUAGAUGUAGCUUCUGUUAUUGUCACUAAGCUUGAUGGACACGCCAAAGGAGGUGGUGCUCUUAGUGCAGUUGCUGCCACAAAGAGCCCUAUUAUUUUUAUUGGAACUGGUGAACACAUAGAUGACUUCGAACCCUUUAAAACACAGCCUUUCAUCAGCAAGCUUCUUGGUAUGGGUGAUAUUGAAGGAUUGAUAGAUAAAGUAAAUGAGUUGAAACUGGAUGAUAAUGAAGCACUCAUAGAAAAGCUCAAACAUGGUCAAUUUACAUUAAGAGAUAUGUAUGAACAAUUCCAAAACAUCAUGAAAAUGGGACCGUUCAGUCAGAUCUUGGGUAUGAUCCCUGGGUUUGGAACUGACUUCAUGAGUAAAGGCAAUGAACAGGAAUCAAUGGCAAGGCUAAAGAAACUGAUGACUAUAAUGGACAGUAUGAAUGACCAGGAGCUUGACAGUACAGAUGGUGCCAAAGUAUUCAGUAAGCAGCCAGGAAGAAUCCAAAGAGUGGCAAGAGGUUCAGGUGUUUCUACCAGAGAUGUUCAGGAGCUUUUGACCCAAUACACUAAGUUUGCACAAAUGGUGAAAAAGAUGGGAGGCAUCAAAGGGCUUUUCAAAGGUGGUGAUAUGUCAAAGAAUGUAAACCCAUCACAGUUGGCCAAACUGAACCAGCAGAUGGCAAAGAUGAUGGAUCCAAGAGUUCUUCAUCAUAUGGUGUGUGAUUUCCUUGGGGAAAAGAUCGCAUCUGUUCUGGGCAUAAGCACACCAAAAUACCAAUAUGCCAUUGAUGAGUACUACAGAAUGAAGAGAGAGGAGGAAGAAGAGGAACAAGAAAACAAGAUGUCAGAAGAAGCAGAAAGACAGCAUCAAGAACAGCAAAACAAGCCACAAGUUGAAGCUCCUGUCCAGACGGACCAGCCUGAAGCAACAGCAUGUACUUCAUUUGUGAAUGUAAACUUUGAAAAUGAGGCAGAUUUGCAGUCUGUUGGGGAAAACAAGCAAGAUGUAGUUCCUGUCCCUCCUUAAGUGUAAAGCUCUGUUUAAUGUAGAAAAUACGAAGUGUCAGGUGUCACAAUCUGGCUGUAAGGAGCAGGAAAAAUAGGAUUAUACUUGUUCAGUGAAAUACAAUUUCUGCUAUUCUUAUUGAUCAGGAGAGAGCUCAGCAAUGUCUGUUCAGUCAGGUUGUCUGCCUAAUAAAGGCUGAGGCCUUCUGCCAAAUGGGCACUUCAGUGAAAAUGAAAAUUGCACUACAAACAUUUGGUCUGCAAUUGAAUGUGUGAGCUAAUUUCUGUGUGAAGCCAGUAAAACCGUCUUUUGUUUGAAUGGCCGUGUCUAACACCUGUGGAUUGCAGAUGCAGUGCUCUUUCCUACUUCUGAACACCUCUUUCUGAUUUGCACAUUGUUUGCAACUUGGCUCUCUAUGAAUAGAUUAAUAGGGAUCAAUAUCCUGUAACUGACAAGUCGUCGUAAUAGCAUCUGAUUUCCCCUAUUUAUUGUCACUGUUGUACGCAUGUAUUUUGUUUUGCUGUUAACACAAGAUACAAUGUUGGAUUUAAUGUUUGUUAGACUUAAGGCUCCACUGACUUUGUUAUAAACAAAAAGGAGGCUGUAAACACCCUUAAGAACUUAUUAACAAGUACCACCAGCACUCCUGGAGGUUGAUAGUGCUCAGCUGCUUCCCUCAGUGCUGUAGCAAAGUACAGAACUAGCAUCAGUGUAAGAUGUUCUCAGUUCCAGUCUGUAAAUUGAGACCCACUACAGUCUAGCUCAGUUAUACCAAAUGCACUGCACACUGUGUAUGGUACCAGUCUAGAGCUAUGAAAACCUUCUGGGGCACUGAUUACCUGGGGCAAUGUACUUAUUAAUCUCAACAGACUAUUUGUUUAAUGUUAAAUUACUAGUAAGGGAUGUGCCAUUGCAGAUGUUUCUCUCCCUCUGUAGCACAGAACAGAUAAGAAGCAAUCACAAUACCAAGCUUAGGAUUUGCCCUUUUUCUUAAAUAAGCAAACCAUUUUGUUGCAAUACUACAACUGCAGCAAUUUUUGGCUAAGUGAAAUGCAGGUAGCUCCAGAGCUUUAAAGAAGCCCAUGGUAAGACUACUGCAGUGACUGUUCUGCCUGUAACUUGUGAGAGUGGUUUACUCUGUGACAAUCAGAUGUCAGUGCCACAGUCACUUGCUGCAGAACUUCACUGUAGCUAAAGAGGCAGAGAAUCUGCAGCAGUUGCCACACAAAAUACUGCUUCUGUCUGAGAUUUCUGAAAACCAGGAAUUUAAAAGUAGUCUUCAGUGACAUUCUGUGGUGGGUGCUAUCACACAUCCCUGACCUUGGUCCCUCUACAGCUAAGGGGUCUGCUGUACCAUUAGAGUCCAAGUAACUUGGCUUUUCGUUUCCAGAGUUACCUAUUUCAGGCAACCCUUCGCAUAAACUAGCAUCCUCUAGAGCACAAAUUCCUUCCUUUCUCAUCUGCCCUUUGCCUUGUAGCACUACAGAAAAUCUUCUAAGGAUUCAGGCAUCAGCUCUACUCCAUCUGUUUUGACUCUGUUCUUUGCCUCUCUGAAUUGUAAGACAUUGGGUGGUGACAGCUGUGUAAAAUCAUUCCUUAAACACUGAACAUCUGCAAGGGAAAACUUGGUUCAACACCCAGGGGAUACACAGUAUAACAGCUUGUUGGGAGUUCUUACACUGUCGCAGCCAGAAAGCCUCAUAUAGCUUGAGAGUAAAACCUUUGGCAGCAAAGCAUCCUUCAGCUGUAAGAAAUUGAUGUCAGUUACAUUGCCUUUUUUUUCCCCAUCCUCUCCCUCAUGUGUUGCAUAAGCAAUGCUCUCACUUCUUUGUAUAGAAUACUGUAUUACUUACUCACUGUGCCUUAACUUAAUCCUUCCUUCAAUUCUUUGCAAACUGUAUGAAAGUGAUUGCUUUCACAACAGUUUAGUUGUUCUGUAAAUGCAUUAAUGGGUUAUUUUAUAUUUAAUAUAAUUUUUGAACUGGAA